Molecule: messenger RNA, 6606 nt
Organism: Brassica rapa (field mustard)
Lineage: Eukaryota; Viridiplantae; Streptophyta; Magnoliopsida; Brassicales; Brassicaceae
Product: BTB/POZ domain-containing protein At3g26490
Source: RefSeq, a predicted model, not a curated record
AAUUUUAAAUUUUUAUUAGAUGUUGAAAAAUGAUUGUUAAGUUAUAAAUUUAUCAUCAUAUGAUUUUUUAAAAUUAACUGUUUUUAUCACUCUGCUAUAUUAAUUGUUCUAAUUGACUUUAACAAUUAUUUAGUGAAAUAUUUAUAUAGUUCUCCUAUUAUUCUAAAUUUUAUAAACUUCAAAUUAUAAAACAGAUAAAUUAUUUUCUGUUUAUAUUUAAUUAACUGACAAAAUAUAUGUUUGUCAAAAGAAGUGUUAUGUCUUUAUGACCGUUUGCAAAUAUUAAAAACCCGGCCCAACUAAAUUUCUGACUUUAUCACCGUUCGGUUUUAAAAAAACACAGAAAUGUAGAGUUUAAAAAAAUAUAUUUGUCUAGAUAUUUCUGAAGACUAUCCCGAUGAGUCGAUUAGCGGGAGACACCGAGAAGCGGUGAAAGAAUCUCAAGUCUUUGCAAGAGAAUAGCGAUGCCAAAGCAAGAAACUGAAAUCUGUUUGUUAUUCAUUCGAAUCGGGGAAGACGAAGAGGACGAUCUGGUUGAUCAGGAAAGAGAUCCAAUAAGAAAACAAUCGAAGUUAGAGAUCGAAACCCAUUUCCAAAUCAUCAUGAAAAUCAGAAGAGCAGAGUGUUUGUUUCCGUUCUAGGGUUUUGAAAACGCAAAGAGCUAAUCGAUUGAAGGAGCUUCCGACAAUACGCAGGUUAUGUAACGGUGAAGGAGACACAUGGAAGAGCUUUGUUCUUUGGUCUUUGAAGCCACUCAUAAUCCAAACAAAAAAACUUACUCUACUUUGGCUCAAUGGAGAUGGAAAGCACGAGCAAAGAACACUGGUGGUUAUGUGACCUUUAUAGGUAUCCUACACCUCAAGCCUUGGAGCGAAGAUUCAGUUUAUGCCCAACACAUAGCAGUUAGUACAACCAGUUGCUGUUCACACAAGGUUACAGAAAACAAAGGUAUUAUAUAAUUGUCCAUAUCUUAUAAAGAACAAAUGUAAAGUAUAAGAUGAUGAAUGCAGAAACUGAUGGUGACAUAGUAGGAGACAUAGAUUGAUUGUCUGCUUCGGCUACAAGAUAGGAAAGGAUAUAAAGUGAUAUAAUGUACUGCAACCGUCAAAGAGAGUUCCUUUAAACAAUUGAAAAAAAAAUUGUUUAUAGUGAUAUUAGAAGCCAUAGAUGUUAGAUGUUUCGAUGGCAGUGGUUUGUUUAGGAAGAGAGGAAGGUUAUUUAUAAUAAGCAUUGGACAUUGAUAGAUAUAGGACUUUGGUAAACUUGCGGGUAUCUCGUAAUCGUAUCUCAAGAGAUACUAAAAUUCGAUAUAGUUACGAUCGUAAUUCCGAAAAUUAGGUAGAUUUAGUUACCAUAUCUUGGAUAUUUGUAACUACUAUGUUUCUUAUUUCUUACAAUUGCUUUUAAUUCGUAUGAUUGUUGGCCAAGUUAAAAAUCAUAUUGUCAACUUAAAAUAAUAUAUAAGGCUGCCGAUUUUUAAUUAAAAAUAAUCUAGAAAAGACAGUGGCAUGCUAUUGUAAUUAACUUAAAAAGUAUGGGUAUAAUCCUAUUAGGUAUUCUGCUUUAAUAGUAUAGAUUCAUCUCAUCUUUCAACUUUCCUUAUAUAAAUUAACACUUAGCAAAGUGAUGAUUAUAUUUGAAGUACAAAAACACUUGAAACAGUAUUUAAAAUCUUCUUUAUUUGAGUAAGAAAUAAAAGGAAUCAAUUAAAACAAACGGCGUCGACUAUGCAAUGAUAGAAAAACGAUGGAUAAUCACAUGGCGCUUUGCCUUUUGUAGUCACGAAAAUACAAUCUAUUAAGAUUUUUCCAAUUAUUAGUAUUAUCUCAUUAAUCGUCAGAUAGAAAAUCCAAGAUGGAUACUCCAUGAUCGAUCUUGAUAACCCAACAUCUGACUAAUUCGUUGAAACAAAUUAACGCACUUAAAUUUAGCCGUCCUUUGUUUCUUUUCAACUUGCACUAUAUAUUUUUAAGUAUCAUUUACUAUCUUUUUAUAUGAUCAGUUAUGCAAUUGGAAGAAUAUACGGUAACUAAACUAACGUUAAUAACAACAAUAUAUUUGUACAUCAAUAAAGAUCUUUUUUACAAAACGUAAAUUGCUCCAUCAUUCUAUGAACAUGGAAAAGUUAUCUACACACCACAUGUCAUGCUUUGACAUCCAAUACAAAGGGAUAAAAUGCAUUUUCUUUUUAUUAAAUAACAACAAAUCAUGUAUGGUUUUCAAUCUUUUCAUCAUAUGAGGAACAAUCAUCAUCUUUAAAAUUAUUAAUAUUCUGACUUUGUACGAACAUUGCCUGACUACGAAAAAGAUAGUAAAAUAUAAAUAAAGAAAAUAAAUGUUAUUAGAUGGGGUCUCUCUCAAAUACAUAACCUUAGAUCGUAAAGAGAGAAAUACAUAACCUAUUGGAUCCAUGAGAUUAGUAGGAAAAACAAACAUUUCAUGAUAUCAAAAGGAAAAAGCUAAAGGCAAUCAUGCUAAAUGCUGAGUUUUGGACAGUAAAGGAAUGGUUGGCAAAAAGAAUACAUAGUAAAAUGAUGAAAUAAUGAAAGGUGUUUCAGUUUUUUUUUUCAUUUUAAUUUAAAAGCAAUAUUACCGUUUAAUAUUAUAAGUUUAUAACUGACAACAAAAGUAUGGGUUUUCACUCUCCAAUCUCAACAAUUAUUGGUCUUCACCAAUUGAGACAAUCAAAAACUGGAUUAUACACUGUAUAUGAAGAUUGGAUUUAAGAUUUGCUUGAGUCGCAAAUAUAAUAGAGUCACUGUUAAAAAAUUUCUUUAAAAAAUAUUGUCUAGACAAGUUUUAUAAAUAAAAAUAUUAUAGUUUAUAAUAUAACUUUAUUAUAGUAAUUAGGAUUUAUUCAAUAUUUUCUUAUUUUAUUAUUUUUCAAACAAUUUUUUAUCGAAAUUUUAUUUAUAAUUUAUAACUUUUAUAUUUCACUAUAUCAAAAUACAAGUAACUAAAAUAAAACUCUUUCAGUUGUUUCAACCUUAUGUCUUUAUUACUAACAAUUCAGGUUCAAAUCGAGAGUCCAAAAUUUGAAUCGAAAUUUGUUAUCUCAUAUGAAAUACAAAAGUAUCGGGAUGGAUAUUGUAAGAUGUUAUAGAACAUAUUUGAACCUGAAUUGUUAUUAACCAAAUCCAAAAAAUAACUAAAAAUCUCAAACUAACAUUCAGUAACUCAAUAUAUAUAUUUGAAACAUACAUAAGUAUUUCAAAUACUCAAUUCAAUAUUUAUUUUGAUAUAUAUGACAUAUAAAAAUAAGUAUUAAAAAUAAAUACUUUAAAUAUCUUAUGUAUAAAUAAGAAGUUCAUAAUUUGCUUGUUAAAAUAAUAACUCUAUUUGCUUGUUAAAAUAAUAACUCUAUUCUAUCUAUAAAGUAAUGCAUAUUUGUUUACAAAUAAUGUUUAUUUUUAUGCUUGAUUUAACAAUUUGUUGAUAUUCAUUAACUUGAUGAAUGUUUGACUAAUCUCUAUUCAAUUAAAGAAAAAUUCUAAUGUUUAUGUUUUCCUUUAAAAUGUUGUCUUCUACUUUAGAUAUAUCUUAAUCGAAUCAAUACAAUAUGAACCAAAUGAUAUAUGAUUACAUUAUGGUUUUAGGAUGUGGUACAAAUUAGAAUUGAAAUCCACCAGAUUCAUAGUUACAGAUUUGCUUUAAUAAAAUUUACGAUGAGAUAAAAAAUAGAAUCAAAAUCCAAAAUGCUCGAUCCAAGCCUUGAUGCCUAACCAUAGCUUCGAAAAUGAAUAUUAGGCAUAGUAAAUCUUUGCCUCACACCGCUUCAGAUCUCUCUUGCGAACCCUCAAAAUCCAAUUAAGCUCACUUUCUCAUACAAAUAAAAAUCACACCGCCUGUUGUCACACAAAAAUGAUGCAUCACACCGCUUCACAUCUCUCUUAGCUUAUAAAAGUUUAUUCAAUCUUUUAUAUUUUAAAUGUAAAAAUCUUUACUUGUAUAAAAUCCAUUAAUAUAGGGUAAAAAGCUAGACAUUUUUUACAACUUAAUUAACAUGGCACUACAACUUCAGUUUAUAUCAACCAUACAACUUAAAAAAUCAUUAUAUCAUCAUCGUCUAUUAUUACUUUAGCUUUUUUCUUUGAUCUGUAAAUUUCAAUUAAAUAAUAUUAUAUCUAUACUUUGUGCUUUCUGCUGAAAUUGAUUAUACGAAAGUUCUCAGGUGGUGUGACAAAAAAGCUAAUCAUUUCUCAAAGUAAUCAGCUAACCCUUAAAAAAUUACAUCUGACAAUAAAAAUAAACUAUUUUAUUACAAAACCACUCGUUUAUAAAUGUGUGUGUAACAGAUUCUUGUUUGUUGUACACUCUCACCUCAAAGUCUUUCACAUUCGUUUUCCGACAAGAACAUAAAAAUUUCCAGAGAAAGUAUUGUUUUUAACUUUUUAUUUUGUUCAAAUUCAAGUUCCUUUCCUGUGAUUAACGAUACUUUAGCUAUUGAUCAUCCAACCGUCGUCGUAGCUCCACCGGUCUCUUCUUUUUUUCAGUUUCCGGCGACCUUUACCAUUCUCCGGCAGCAAAUCCACCGGUUACUAGAAUUUCAGACAAAAAAUUGACGAUCUCGGGGAGGCGUUUCUGUUCUGACAUACACCAAUUCCCGGUCUGGACAAAACCAACAAUCAAGUUUAUUCCGGCGAACCGGAACCGACUUCACCGGCGACUCACUUUUCAAACCGGAAAUGAAGUUUAUGGAACUAGGGUUUCGGCCUGAUACAUUCUACACUGUGGAAGCAGUAAGGUCUGUGUCUUCUGAUUUACAGAAUGAUCUUAUAAUCCAAGUAAAAUCCACCAAAUAUCUUCUUCACAAGUUUCCGAUGUUAUCAAAAUGCUUGCGUUUAAAGGACCUAGUCUCUUCACAAUCACAAGAACCCGAAACCUCACAAGAACAGAAAGUAAUCCAACUCGUUGAUUUCCCCGGGGAAACAGAGGCUUUUGAGCUCUGUGCUAAGUUCUGUUACGGCAUCACGAUCACUCUCAGCGCUCACAACGUAGUCGCGGUACGAUGUGCAGCGGAGUAUCUCGGUAUGACUGAAGAAGUCGAGCUCGGAGAGACAGAGAAUCUUGUCCAAAGACUCGAACAUUUCUUGACUUCUUGCGUUUUCAAGAGUUGGAGAGACUCACUUGUUGCUCUUCAGACCACAAAGGCUUUACCUUCGUGGUCUGAAGAUCUUGGCAUCACUAGCCGUUGCAUCGAGGCGAUAGCCAACGGUGUAAAUGCAUCUCCAGGUGACGAUUUCUCGAACGUAAUGGAGACGGGGUUGUCGAGAAACCGGUCAAGGAGAAGAAGAGAUGAAAGCUUGUGUAAUGGUAAGGCAGAGAGCUCGCGUUGGUGGGGUGAAGAUUUAGCUGAUUUGGAUUUGGAUCUUUACAAAAGAACAAUGGUGGCGAUAAAGUCAUCAAACCGGAACGUUUCUCCGAGAUUAAUCGGGAAUGCUCUUAGAAUCUAUGCAUCUAAAUGGCUACCAAGCAUUGAAGAAUCUUCUCCGGUUUUGGAAUCGGUUAUCUCCCUUCUACCAACCCAAAGAUCCGCUGUUCCUUGUAGCUUCUUGCUUCAGCUACUGAAGACGGUUAACGUUAUGAACGUUUCGCCUACUUCGAAGAUGGAACUCGCGGUGAAGGCUGGGAACCAGCUUGAUAAGGCAACGGUAAGCGAGCUGUUGAUACCCUUAUCGGAUAAGUCUGGUAUGUUAUACGAUGUGGAUGUUGUGACGAUGAUGGUGAAGCAGUUUCUGUCUCAGAUCAGUCCUGAGAGAAGACCAACAAGGACACAACAUAGAAGAUCUCGUUCAGAAGAAAACAUGGAGGAGAUACAAGAGAUCAGAGGAUCUCUCUCUUCUUCAUCUUUUCCUCCGUUGUUGGUAAAAGUAGCAAAGCUUGUUGAUUCUUAUCUUCAAGAGGUUGCUAGAGAUGUGAACUUAACCGUGUCGAAUUUUGUUGAGUUGGCUGAAUCUAUACCGGAUCUUUCAAGGAUCAGUCAUGACGACUUGUACAAAGCCAUUGAUAUCUAUCUUCAGGUUCAUCAGAAGAUUGAUAAGAUUGAAAGAAAGAGGUUAUGCAGAAUCUUGGACUGCAAGAAACUAUCAGUAGAAGCAAGCAAGAACGCUGCACAGAACCAGCUGCUUCCACUGAGAGUGAUUGUGCAAAUCCUCUUUGUAGAGCAAGCCCGAGCUUCGAUUGUUACAAAUACAAACAAUAUCACAAAUAAUGAGACAGCAGUUUUGAGAAGAAGCUUUACAACAAGAAGAGAAGAAGAUGCAGAUCUAGAAAGAGUUGAAGUUAAACCUAACGGAGGAUUUCAGAGCACUCCUUCGAGGUUUAUGGCGUUGUGCUCUAUCCCAAGGCAACCUAAGAAGAUGUUUUGCAAGUUAUUGUCGAUCAGUAGGAGUUUAAGCCAACGGAUUUGAAAAGAAAAGAUGGUGGGAGAUUUUUUGUUCUACUGGUUUCUUGUCGCUCAAGUCAAGUGUUUUUCAUUGUCUCUUUGAAGCUUAUUUGAUUUUGGAAAAUUCAUUUCUCGUACCACAUUGUAAAAGAGAAUAAUAAAGAAAAUAUGUACAUCAGUUUUUAUUGGUUUUGAGAAAAGAGAAAUGUAUUUGAAAGAAA